AUGGCUUUCGAGGCUCUCAACCCGCAUCUGUGCAUUCCGGCCCUGCGAGCGCCUGCCGUAUCUGUUCGAUUUUCCUCCCCACGUGUACGAACCGGUAACUUCUUUGGCCACAACAACGGCGACGUCGACAACAUGGUCAGGCACAUUUGCAGCGUUCAUCAACAGAGCCCUAUGGCGAAGGCUCAAGCCGAGCGACCGAUACUCAAACCAUUGGGAGUUGGCCCGCGAACCUUCCGUUCCUACUCGUUCCGUCCGGCAUUUACAACCGGACCGUGGGUGAUCUGGAAGGCUUACCCGGGUAUAUUGACCUGA
Messenger RNA from Chaetomium globosum CBS 148.51, 312 nucleotides. RefSeq lists its product as uncharacterized. NCBI's taxonomy places the organism in Eukaryota, Fungi, Ascomycota, Sordariomycetes, Sordariales, Chaetomiaceae. Bases 1 to 312 code for a protein of 103 amino acids. The record is from RefSeq and is a predicted model, not a curated record. The transcript has 2 exons.